Messenger RNA from Dermacentor silvarum, 1261 nucleotides. Its product is annotated as isatin hydrolase-like. Bases 25 to 939 code for a protein of 304 amino acids. NCBI's taxonomy places the organism in Eukaryota, Metazoa, Arthropoda, Arachnida, Ixodida, Ixodidae. The record is from RefSeq and is a predicted model, not a curated record. Gene Ontology annotation, molecular function: arylformamidase activity. The transcript is spliced from 3 exons.
UCGGCUGUUGAAACGAAGAAAGAAAUGUUGCGACAGGGAAGUCGUUGUCAUUCCCUUCGCAUUCUUCUCAGGUUCCUCCAACCGAGCAGUUGCACAACUUCAAUUUGUCUGACAAUGACGCGAACCAUCACUUCAAAUUUUCAGAUGCGUGAUGUGACAAGGACGCUUUUUGCUUCCUUGGGGCUACUAAACCUGGUCCAUGGAGAUAUUCUUCGAGGACUCGUUCCCGCACAAUGGUGCCAGAGCUACGACGUGGUGGAUUUGUCGCACAACUUCAACAACCAGACGAUAUAUUGGGACGACAACGGCUAUUACAAGCUGAACGUGACCAUUUACAACGCCACGAGAUCUGGAUGGUUCCAAGAGGACGUGAUGGAAGAAGCAAUACAUGGUGGAACCCACCUGGACUCUCCAGUGCACUUCCACAAGGGUGGAUGGGACGCGACGCAGAUACCACUCAGCCGUUUGUUGUUCCUGCCAGUGGCAGUUGUAGACGUGAGGGAACAAGUUGCGCAGAAUCCCGAGUAUAUGCUCUCCGUGGACGACAUACUGCGCUGGGAGGAGAAGAAUGGACAGCUUCCGAGCGGGUGCCUCUUCGUGGCCCACACCGGACAGUCUAAGCACUGGCCCAACCGGACCGCCUAUAUGGGCAUCGACGCCAACGGCGACAAACACUUCCCGGCCCUGCAACCGGAGGCGGCCUCUUACCUGGCGACACAACGGAGUGUUUACGGCGUUGGUGUGGAUACACCUUCAGUGGACGCGGCUCCUGACGAUGCCGCGCACCGGGCAGUCUCAGCCGCAAACAUAUUCAUCCUCGAGAACCUUGUGGGCCUGGAGAAGCUGCCGCCAAAAGGAGCUUACGCCAUCGUUCUGCCACUCAAAAUGGAUGGCGCCAGCGGUUCGCCCGUACGAGUGGUUGCUUUGGCGCCGCCAUAGAAUGCGUGUACCUCCUUUUUUCUCUAAAUCGCACUCCAUUACGCCAAAAACUGCUUCAGUGACCGAUAAAGCAGAUUGCCAAGUGGUGACCCUCCAAAACUUGGCCAUUCAAGAUCACGGGAUCACUCAGCAUUUUGCGUGUAAGCUGCUGAGUUUCGAUGGUACUCCGUUGGCGUCGACACAUUAUUUUGACACAGUGUGGAGACAGAUGUGUCACGAAAAGAACAUAAAUGAUGUUGCCAUAGUAGUAGUGGUGCAGUUAGUCCACCUAUUCCUGUAUUCAACCUCAAAGGAGAGCAAUAAAUGUUCUGAGGGUGUUGAA